AUGGAUAAAUUAUUUUUAGAUCAAACGUUUAAACUAUACAAAUCGAAUGAUACUUUACCUCAAUUGACACAACCUCAGCUAGACUAUAUUUCAACGAUAAUAUGCCAAUAUCUAUUCCAAACUUUGGCUAACGAUAUAAUAUCAGAGUAUAGAUCGUAUCAGGAUUUAUUCACAGACUUUAAAAUUACACACAACGUACGACAAUUUAAUCACUUUACGAUCACUUACAUCUCUGUAAGACACAGAGGAUUACUACCAAGACAAACCAUAAUAUUUAUCAAAUCUCCAAAUAAUAAUGAUGAAACUCGACCGUUUAAUGCGCUAGUGAUGAUAAAAGCAACCAAUUCAUCCUUGCUAAGCGUACUUAUUCAGGUGAUUGAAAAUUUAGCCACCGAAGUCCCAAUAAUUAUAAGGGACUUAAGGUUUACAGAAAAAUACCUCAAUCUUAUAAUAAAUAAUGUAUCAAGUGGUCUUGUUUCCAUGAAUAACUAUGCAGAAGUUAUUGGUGACGUUGAAUUAAUAUACCUGACGAGUCACCUCGUGUCGAACGAUUCAUUAAGAAACAUCACCAUUAGCGUCCCCGAAAAAGACAUACAAAAUUUAGCAGAUCUGCAAGGCCUUGUCGAAAACAUUAAUGCUUUCUUGAAGAGAACUAGUCAAUUGAAUUUCAAUAACAUACCGUUAUUUAGGUUUACCUCGCGAUUGAUCAACUUGUCUCAAGAUGGAAAACUCAAGAUAUCCAGCGAUAAACUACAUCUAGUACGAAACUCGGAUUUUAUCGAUAAUAUUUUUACAUCUAAUCAACUGCAACAUGACGCGUUAGAAGACCAGGAAAACCCGUUCAUUUGGUUUCUUAUUGGGUCAAUCUACAAUGAGAACUUUACUCAAUUAUAA
Molecule: messenger RNA, 894 nt
Organism: Debaryomyces hansenii CBS767
Lineage: Eukaryota; Fungi; Ascomycota; Pichiomycetes; Serinales; Debaryomycetaceae
Exons: 1
Coding region: 1-894 (297 amino acids)
Source: RefSeq, a predicted model, not a curated record